GUAUUUUUUAACAAGCAUGCUGAGAUAAUGGGGAUAUAAGAAAACUUUAAAGUUAUUUUAAAUGAACUGCACCUUUUACAGUACAUGAUACAGAAAAGUUUCAGGAAUGCUGCAUCUCUGGAGAGUUCAAAAUAUGCAUGAUUUGCAUGAGUGAUUUUUUAAAAUGUGUGCCUUUACUGCUCUGCAAGAGAAUGUUGAUACAUUUUUAUGCAUCAUCCAAGUUUGCCUAGUAAUGCUGUAUCAUAUUUUAUUAGCUUGCUUUUUAAUCUUUCAGUUCAUCUAAUAUUGUUUUAUUUUAAAUUUCUGUGGCCUCUCAUUAGUGGAUAAAGGUAAGCUGCCAGAAGCCACUGUUGAAAAGUUGACAGUUGUUAAAGCAUUACACCUUCAACUGCAACUAGUCCUCAUUAGAUUUUCUAAUCUGUAAAUAUUGACUUUUAUGUUUGAACACAAACAUAAUAGAAUAUUCUGUUAACUUUGUAUUUCUAAAAGUGAUGAACAUUUAGUCUUUGGUUGGCUAAUUCUGCUGAAUGAUGUAAAUGGAGUUGUCUCAACAGAGCGUUGUAUACUGUAGAUUUGUAUAACUGCUUGGGAUUUCUGAUUUAGUCUACAUGGCAGGAAGAAAGGAAUGUAUUUUUAUUUCCUGUGAGGUCAGAAGAAAAGUGGUACUUCAGUAGUCUAGACUAAAAAAAUGUUAUGAUCUGAUAGUAUUUGCAAAAGACAGAAUUAAAUGAUAAGAUAUGGCUAUAUGGCUACAGUUUAAGAUUAUCAUCUGAUGUAUUUUAUACAAAGGAAUUAUGUCACUCGCGCAUAGUAACAUAGUUGGUCAUCUCUUAGGUCUCUUCUUUCUCUUACUAUGAUCCUGCAGGAAUUUAACAAUACAGGUUUCAUAAUCAUUGUAUUUUAGCCAUUAAUUAACGUCCAUUCAGAUGAAAGUCAGAUUAAAGGAAUCAAGUCUUUUAGAUAAUUAACCACAUUAAUAAAAUAAAGGUGAUCCAUUUGAAAGCACUAAUUUUAUGGGGAUGCAAUCUCUCUCUGUCUGAAAGUGAGAGUUUUGAUCAGAAAGGGGGUGCUGACUAGGGCCCUAAUUAUUCUGGAUCAUAUUACAACCAAUCCAAAACAAAGGAUUAUGCUCUAUUAGUUUGGUCAUGGAAGGGGUUGUACAGAUCUCAGAUUUUCACAGCUUUAAUUAUUUUUGUCAUAACCUUAGUUAUUUGAAUGCAAGUUUUUAAUUAUCUGUUAAUUACCAAUGUUUUCCUCCAGCGUUUGAGACUCUUUUCCUUCAUAGAAUAUUAAAAUUUUGUUUAAUUUGAAACCAUUCUUGUUUUCAUGCAAAUAUUCCAGAAGUAAUUUUUCUUUAGGCAGCCCUCCUACUCACCCACUGCCAGAGUCUUCCAUGUCACUGUGAAGCCUGACAAGAUUCCUAUAUUUCUACCUCUUUACAGUUCUAUUGUCAUAUUGUACGCAACAUCUGCACUAUAAUAUAAGCAUGUGAUUCCCCUGCUUGCAGACACAUGCUUGUGCCAGCACAAAUAUAAACAGCAGCAUUACCGUGGUAGCACAGGCAGUUGCAGAACAGGCACGGCUUAGCUGUGUGAAGUGCAAACUCUCCUGAACCCCACAGGUGCACAGGAUAGCUUAGCCAUAUCUCUGCUGCUGCUACAUAUGCAACCACAGCUUCACUGCUAUUUACACCUGCACGUGCUCAGUGACAGCAAGCUGAAAGAAAGUCUGUGUGUGAGAGCAGGAUAAUCACAUCAUUCUUUUAGCGAAGGAGCACUGGAAAGAACUCUUCCAGGAAAGAGCAAUCCUUCAGUUGGCUCAAAAACUUGUUUUGUAGCUGCAAGUGUUUUCUACUCAAGGUGGAACAUUCUUCAGCCCUACUUAUUAUUCCAGGGGGCUUUAUGGCUAUUGGCAUCCUAAUCAGAAACAAAUAUUUUGAGCAUCAGUAAGAUGACUGCACCUUCAUUUAAAAAAUCAACAACAAAGUACAUCUUCCCUUACUCUAACAUGCAGAUGGAACAAACUCUCCAAUUUCAAGUUUCCUUUGCCCAGUACUGUUUAAACUCACUCCAGAGAUACAUUAUUCCCUUAAAGGCUGCUUAGCAUUGCAUAAAUUAUUCGUUGGCUAUGAACAGAAGGUACACAAAACCUUAUAGGAGACAAUACUGAAAUUUCAUAUGGAAAUGUCCUUAUUAAUCUCCAUUGCUUAGAGGUUGGCUUAUGCCCUGAAGUACAAGAGAAUAUUUGUAGUAGGUUUAUAUAUGUGAAUGACAUCUACAGUUCUUCUAAAUCUAGUAAACUCAGUCUCAGUGAUAUCUUGCAGCAAAGAUUUCCCGCCAAUUAUGUGCUAUGUACAAAUGUAUUUUCUUUUAUCAAUGUGUUGCCUUUUAAUUUCAUUGACUGUUCCCUUGUUAUUGUAUAGCAAGAAAGGGUAAAAAAGGAAUUCCCUUCCUUUUGAUAUCAUUCAUUAUACUGUAUAUCUCUAUCCUGUCCCCUCUCUAGUAUCCUCUCUAAACUAGAGUCCUAAUCUUUUCAAUUUCUCCAUAUGGAAGUCUCUCGCAUCACUUUCGUUGCCUGUCUCCGAACCCCUUCUAUUUCUGCUUGUAUUGACAUAUUUUACUCUGUUCUCCAUAAUAGUGUAUGGGUGCCCCAUCUAAUGUAAACAACGAGAGUUGUUCUCCUACAAAGAAAUUUAAUCCAAAGUAUUAACUAAUGACAAAUACAAUUUGUCUACAAUUCAUUCCACUUUCAAACUCCAAGGAUGUUAAAAUGCCCUUUUUCAUAGCCCAUUUAUAUAUCAUAAGUGCCCAAAUUGCUUAUUUUUAAUGUAAAAAAACACAUUGCAUAGCCACAGAAUCUAAGUUUUAUAACUCACUAAUUUUUUGUAGUCAAAGUAUGAACCCUGAUAAACUGGGCUAUGCCAAGAUGUUUAUGCUUAAAGUGGUUUGAAAAAUAUAUGCCCAAUCCACAGCUAGCAUGGAGAGAUUCACCUCUUAAGAAUAGAAGAAAAAUGUUUGUGUUCAAAAAUCAGUCAAGGAUUUAGCAUUUAAAAUGGGCUUACCUUCAGAAUUGAUUUACAAUUCAUUCCCUUUCUAUUUCCAAGCUUCAGUACGGAAGAAGAAGGAUAAAGUGGAUGAAAUUGUACCGGUUUCCAAGCCAUCCAGAAUUGCAGACAAUGUAACUAUGGACUCAAGAGUGGCAACGAUUAAACCGCGGCCUUCUAGUAGAUGCUUUCCUUCAGCUACAGAUAUGAAUUCUAUGUAUGAUAGACAGGGUAUUGCUGUGAUGCCACCUACUGUACCUGGGACUCCUCAAGGUCCUUUUCUAGGUAUACCUCGGGGUACAAUGAGAAGACAAAAAUCUAUAGGAAUAACAGAGGAAGAACGUCAAUUUUUGGCUCCUCCUAUGUUGAAAUUUACCAGAAGUCUAUCCAUGCCAGACACUUCUGAAGAUAUUCCUCCUCCACCACAGUCUCUACCCCCAUCACCACCUCCACCUUCUCCCUCCCUUUAUAACUCUCCCAAAUCUCCAACAUCAAGAAGCUAUGGAACGAUUAAACCUGCAUUUAAUCAGAAUUCAGGUUCAAAGCUUUCUUCAGGUAGAUCUGAAAAUAUGGGAACAAUAAUGAGGGACAAAGGGAUGUAUUACAGAAGGGAACUGGAUCGUUAUUCUCUAGAUUCUGAGGAUUUGUAUAGUAGGAAUGCAGCAUUGCAGGGAAACUUCAGAAACAAGAGGGGCCAUAUGCCAGAAAACCCAUAUUCUGAAGUUGGGAAGAUAGCAAGCAAAGCAGUUUAUGUGCCUGCCAAACCAGCAAGGCGGAAGGGAAUGUUAGUGAAACAAUCUAAUGUUGAGGAUAGUCCAGAAAAGAUCUGUUCUAUUCCAAUUCCAACAAUUAUUGUGAAAGAACCAUCUACCAGCAGUAGUGGAAAAAGCAGCCAAGGAAGCAGUAUGGAGAUUGACCCUCAGUCUUCAGAGCAGCCUGGACAACUCAGACCUGAUGAUAAUUUAAAUGUCAGCAGUCCAUUUGCAGCAGCCAUUGCUGGAGCAGUGAGGGACAGGGAAAAGAGAUUAGAAGCCAGGCGCAAUUCUCCAGCUUUCCUUUCUACAGACUUGGGAGAUGAGGAUGUUGGGCUGAUGCCCCCAACACCACGUUUGAGGCAGUCUAAAUUUACUGAUGAGGGCAUGUUUAGUAAUGAAGAUAGUUUUAGGCAACUUAUGUCACCCUCUCCAAUUCCGGCACCUAGAGAAUCUGAAAAUCUUUUUAAUAAUAGUGAACCAAGCAGUGAAAGUGAUGCAAGGACAUUAAACUCUUCAUCCACAAAAAAAGUUACUGAAAACAAUAUGGUGGCAACUCAGACCAUUGUGUCCAGUCCAGAUAAUUAUGUUCACCCGCUCACAGGAAAGAUAUUAGAUCCAAACUCACCUCUAGCACUUGCACUUUCUGCAAGAGAUAGAGCCAUGAAAGAACAAACGCAACAGAUCCCAGGCAAAGGAGAAAUUGGUAAAGCAGACCUUAAUAAACCACUUUACAUCGAUACAAAGCUAAGAUCUAAUAUCGAAACUACAUUUCCUGUGACGGCUGUUACCAGGCAAAAUACACGUGGCCCACUGAGAAGGCAGGAGACUGAAAACAAAUAUGAAACAGAUAUGGGGAAAGAGAAGAAGCAUGAAGAAAAGAAAAACAUGCUAAUAAAUAUUGUGGAUACUUCACAGCAAAAGUCAGCUGGCUUGCUAAUGGUUCAUACUGUGGAUGCAGGAAAGUCUGAAGACACCCUUGAAGAUGAUGAGAAGAGAGUUGAAAUGGAAAUGAUCCCAGACAAUUCUCCAUCGGAGAUGCCAGAAGAUAGUGAAGAAGCAGAAAGUGGGUUGAAUGUAUCUGCUACACCUGAGCCACCUGCAUCUCCCUGCAAAACUAUUGUAGCAGCUAGCUCUGUUGAUGACCCUGUCAUAUUGCCAUUUCGCAUCCCUCCACCCCCUCUAGCAUCUGUUGAUAUUGAUGAAGAAUUUAUUUUUACUGAGCCAUUACCUCCUCCCUUAGAAUUUGCUAACAGUUUUGAUAUCCCCGAUGACCGUUCUGCUCCGGGUUCUGCUCUAACGGACUUACUUAAGCAAAGAAAAAAUGGAACACCUACAUCUGCUUCAUUUAAUUCUAACCAAUCAACAAAUUCUUUAGACAGUAAAAAACAAGUGGGUCUUUCAAACUGUUUGCCUGCCUCAUUUUUGCCACCCCCUGAAAGCUUUGAUCAUGUCACUGACUCUGGGAUUGAGGAGGUAGACAGUCGAUCUAGCAGUGACCAUCACUUAGAGACAACCAGCACUAUCUCAACAGUGUCCAGCAUCUCUACCUUAUCCUCUGAAGGUGGUGAGAAUUUGGAUACUUGUACAGUCUAUGCAGAUGGGCAAACAUUUCUGGUGGACAAACCCCCAGUACCUCCAAAGCCAAAAAUGAAGCCCAUAAUCAACAAAAGCAAUGCACUUUAUAAAGAUGCUCUAAUUGAAGAAACUGUAGAUAGCUUUCUUAUCCCUCCACCUGCUCCACCCCCACCUCCGAUCAGUGCACAGCCUAAUACGGCUAAAGUUGUACAGCAAAGGACCUCCAAACUAUGGGGUGAUGUAACUGAGGUAAAAAGCCCAAUUCUCUCAGGCCCAAAGGCUAAUGUUAUUAGUGAAUUGAACUCAAUACUACAACAAAUGAACAGAGAAAAAUCCUCAAAGCCUGGAGAAGGGUUGGAAUCACCUACUGGAACAAAAACUGCAAGUCUCAGUACAAGGAGCACAGAAGUCAUGAGUACUGUCUCAGGUACACGAAGUACAACUAUCACUUUUACGGUCCGGCCUGGAACAAGCCAGCCCAUCACAUUGCAGAGCAGGUCUCCAGACUAUGACAGUAGGACAACAGGAGUAAGACAUGCUCCGAGCCCUGUGGUUUCACCAACAGAAAUUAACAAAGACAUCAUGCCUGUUCCUCUGACUGCUGCUGCUUCAGCUUCAUCUCCUUCUCCAACUCUGUCAGAUGUAUUUAGCCUACCUAGCCAGCCUCCUUCUGGAGACUUAUUUGGCUUGAACACGGGACGCAGCCGGUCUCCUUCUCCAUCAAUAUUGCAACAGCCAAUCUCAAAUAAGCCUUUUACAACUAAGCCUGUCCACCUGUGGACUAAACCAGAUGUGGCAGAUUGGCUGGAAAGUCUAAACUUAGGUGAACAUAAAGAGACCUUCAUGGACAAUGAAAUAGAUGGCACCCAUUUACCAAACCUUCAGAAGGAAGACUUGAUAGACCUUGGAGUGACUAGAGUUGGGCACAGAAUGAACAUAGAAAGAGCUUUGAAACAGCUCCUGGACAGAUAAAAAUGGCUACUCUUGCCUCUCAAACUUCUGUUAUAAAUAGAGAUGGGCUGGUACUGAAAUAUUCCAAAUGUCUUGGCUGUCUGUGAGUGUCAGCAAAAGAAGACAAGGUUUAAUUUAGUAGCUGGCACUCAGUUUUGCAGACUAUAUGUUUAGUGCCCAAGCUUAAAUUUCAGUAAAUGACAUUAAUGGAGCUAGUUUAUUUCAAAGAUAGGGGUGAUGGUGAGUGUGGGGGUAGAGACAGAGAAGAGAGAUCAUUGUUAACUUUGAAAUAUUACCUAUCCAUGAAUGAGGACCUUCGGGUGGACCAAAAUAUGUCAUUUUUCUUCUGGUUUAAAACCGCAAGUACUUUAUUUCUGAGCACCCUAUUUUGUAUACACCUGUCCUCUACCAUUUGGGGCUGUCAAUUCCUGACACUCUUAUCAUGGAAUCUCAGUAUUUUUUCCUUUUCUAGCUUUUUUUUUUUUAAUAUAGAUGCUCAGAUGCUUUACCGUUAUUACCAGGUGUUGGUGAAUAGCAGAUGCACAACUUCACUCCCUCUUUCACAAUGUCACUUUGAUCUAGUGUAGAUAUUUGGUUUGUUAGCAUUGAAGCAGCCAACAAACCUGUGUAUCCCCAGGACUUGUUUAAAUGUAACUGUUCUGCUUUACUUAGGCAUUUCUUUAUUUCUGCAUUUAUAUUUAGCACACUUCCAAGUUAGCAGAACAGGUUUAAAACAUUCUGUACUGACCUGAUAUGUAGAAUGUGGAAACUAUAUAUAAACUGGAAGAUAAUUAUCACUGAUGCAACAAAAUGAGGCUAGUUAGAACCAGACACCCCCAUUUUGCAGAUAAACUGCUAAUGAGGCCCAACACAUAUUAUAUGAACAGAUGAAAAUGUGGUUGUGAAUUGUGUUGGAUAUACUAUGCCCUUGUGUGUCUUUUAGACUUUUAUAGUCAGAUCCUCCCCCCACAGAUCUUGCUUUAUUCGUUAAGUUGCAAGUGUUCAACAACUCUAAAAACAACAACAACAUGGGAUUUAAAACAGGAAAUUGCUUCCAUGGAUAUUGGUAGGAUUGUUGCUAUUAACUUCAUUGGGAAUGGGACAGGGGCUCGCUAGAAAUAAAAAUGUCUCAGCAGGUAAAUAUUUUUUGAACAGUAGGGAGGGAACGUGCAAGUGUUUCAGUGGGCCAGGAUAACAGAGGGAUCCAGAUUAUAGACUUGGUUCCUCCUUUCCUGGCUAGGUCUGUUGGUGGAAGUAUUAACACCCCCUCAGCAGAAGCUGGAGACGUCCCAUCACUCUCUAGUGACUUCUUUAUUCAGAAAUUAGUAGCAGGAUCCAGAGAGAGAUCAGCAUUAGAAGCGAUGGGCCAAUUUGGGGUUGACUGGUUCUGCACUCUGAGUGUGUCCUAGGGAUACACAGCUUUGGCUUUUAAAAAAAGUUAACAAUUUUCUCUCUGUGUCUGACCCCUUUUGUCAGUAACACCUCUAUUAAUUUCUGUAGGAGUUUUGUGGGUCUUACUUUCUGAAUAUAAUAUUCAACCUAUUCCAGGCACGCAUAUGUUGUAUUGACAGCCAGAGACUCACCCUACUGUACCAUCGGGUUCUCCCACCUUUUGGAAGAUUCCUGACGUUUUCACCCUUGCUAUUGGUCCAGCCGAUCUCUAAUUAUAAUUUUUUUUGGUCACAAUCAAGUGUCUAAUUAGGUCUGAACAGCCCUAGAACAAGUACAUAAAGUUUAGCAAUUUAAAUACCUUUCUUUACUGCAAGUUUAAAUAGUUGUACAGAUAGUUUAUAAGCACAAUAUUUUAAGAAAAUAAGUGGCUGGUCUACUGGGCAGCCUUUGUGCCACUUCAGUGCUAGAAUGUUAAAAACUAAAGAAAAAAAACUAAACAAAAAAAACUUUUGUGGUUUAAUACUAUUUCUGUGGAAUAAUAAGUCUUGACCUUUUUAAAUCAACCUCAUUUGGAUGCAUCUGAACCAGCAGAGCUGUGUUAUAUUUUCUAUUUUUCCUAGAACUUCUUCAAAGGAGGAUGAAUACUUCUUCAAAAGUGGUUACACAAUUAACACUGCAUUAGUAAAGCAACUAUUCAACCUCCUGCCCCCUUUAUGGAACAACAAGUCUUUUGACUUAACAUCUGUUACUACACCCUUUGCAGGUCUAUAUUUGUAUUUGAAAGUUCCAAGUAACCUUGUAAUAAAAAUCAAGUAUUGAGGCAUUUUACUUUCAAGAGUACUGAGUUUUUCCAUAGUUACAUGGCUAUUGUUGUAGAGAAUGACAUUUUCAUUCAGAUAUUCAAUAAUGGCACCUUAAGGUCAUUAAAUACUUUAAAAAGUGUAAAAAUGGUAAUUCAGCCAUCAUUGUCUUCCAUUUGGUGAUAUUACAGAAUUCAGUAAAUAAACCACUAACACCAUGCUCCUUUUUGUUUCUUUGACAACAGUUGGUAUUACCUCUAUACUAUGUGCCAGAAAAUGUUAGAUAAUACGGUAGACAAAGAAAAUGUAGAAGAUUACUUUUAAACUGCUUUUUAAUCACAACCUUAUUGUUGAACUUAGGUUUAAUGAGUGCUGACAUACACAAGUAAAUUACAGCUGAUGGUAAUCCCUUUCUUAAACAAGUGUUUCUUGCUUAUGUAUCCUUUCAGGCACUUAAAGAAUAGGUACAGUAUAAUAGUAGAACAGAGAUUAAAAACACUGAAGAGCUAAUGAAAUAGUUUAUUUUUACAUUGUGUCUUAUGAUCUAGAGGGCCUGAAGGGACCUUCUUUUACCAAUAAAAUACACCUUUGCCAAGAUGAAUUGGUCUCUAGCUCUAUUUGAUGACUUUGCUACAGAAAGCAAUAGUAACAGAUAUGCCUAGUAUUUUCAUCAGUUUUGGAAGCAUUGGGGUGGGGACAAGGCCCUGUUAUUUCAUGCUACUAUGACAGUGGAGAACAAAGUGUUUGAGAUAUAUGAAACAUGCUACUAUAUUCCAGGUUUUAGGAUCAACUUUUGUUUAUAUACUGUAAUUUAAAUAAAUUGCAUUUACAUGCCUAGUUUCUGUAAUAUUUGUGUAUACAAUACCAAAAUCACACAAGAUGUAAAUUGUGUAUAACUGAAGACUCCUUUUUCCCUGAGUGUCUGGGAACAUUUUAAGUUUAAUUCAUAUAUUAUAAAAUGACUAGAUGUGACUGUUGAUUUACAGAAUUUACAUAUCACAAACGCUAAUUAUUUGUGGUACUUAAUUUACUAAAAAAAAUGGUGAUUUUUCUGAGUUCUUAAACAAACAAGCAUUACCCAGUUGAUCUGGCAAUGAUUAUGUGUGUAAGCCACAAAUAUGGAUAAUUUUCCCAUUACAUUUUUUCUUUUCUAGAUAUUAAUGUUUUUCAAUAUAGUUUGUGUAACAACUUGUGUUCACGUUAUCUGUUGCUGUAAUUUUUGUGCUUUAAUUCCUCUUAUUUUGAAUUGAUUAAAAAUCAAGCUCUUGUAACUUGCACUUUCCCCGAUCCUUAAUACUCUUGUAUGGCAACCAAAAUUCCUGUAAGAAAUAAAUAUAAUAUUGCACUAAGGUUGUGGUUCUGAUUGCAAGCAGUGAAAGCUGUCUGAAUUUUUGUUAGAGGAAAAAGUUGCCAAACUUACAAUCUAAUGUAAACCUAUUGAAACAGCAUGAACUACUUUAGCUCCAUAUAACUAGAAAGAAAAUGUUUAUCAAAUGUUAAGAAAAAAAAAGUUUGCUUUAAUUUAUAUUUCUUCGUUAAAAAAUUUUUUAAUGCUGAAACCUAUUUCACUUUUGAAUUUCAGAAUCACAUAUAAGAUUUGAAGAAGGUUUUUUUAUUUUUUUGCUUGGAAGUGAUUGCAGCUGAUGGGUUUCUUUGGACUUUAAGUCAAUCUUGACUUUGGUGUUAUCAAAUAAGUGUAACUGAGUGUGCAAGAUGUUUGAAUUGUUGGACUGCUUAGCAAUCUCCUGAAAUCCUAACAGUUUUUGUAGGAGAGAGCAGCAUUACAAAGAGUGAAGAUCCUUAUCCAGAGUUCAGGCCUCUGAUGAUAAAGACUCUACUAGAUGGUACUUUGGAUAAAUUGGGCUUCACAUUUUUGAAUUAAGUAGAUGAUUUUUUUUUUUAGGUAUUGAAAUGAAUAUUUUAACCACAGUCAUUUUGUUUUAUAGCUAAUGUCUUUUUUUUCCCCUGGGUGUUUCUAUUUCUUCUAAUUUUUUGGAUUUGUUUUCUGUUUUUCCUACCUAUUUUUCUAAUAUCAAUAGCUUUGUUUUAUUUCAGGAAUUUUAAUAAUUCAAUUAACCGAAUAUCUUUAUUUGUAAGUAAACAGGUCAAUAAAUAAUUAAAUUAACAAAAAUAGUUGUUUGAUACACAUCUAUAGCAUGCUGUGAAAUUGUUAAUGCUAUGUGAGAAACAAGAUAGUUUUCUGACAGCAGAAUAUUUAAUAAUUUAUAUUAUCCACAUUAUAUUAGGGGUUUUUCCUCCUGUUCUUGUAACAUGUUUCUGCAUUUCACAGUCUUCACAGUUUUAUAUCCAAGACCACAACAAAACAUUGUUCAGUGCUACUUAUCUGGAACAGUAUGGUUAUAGUAAAUCCUUACUCUAUGAAGUUUCAAAACACACAAAAAGGAAAAAAAAAAAAAAGUAUGUGCCUUGGAUGUUUUGAAUUUGAUUUGCAUAAAACAAUGUUGUAUUCAAAUGAUGUACGUAGAUGAAAGGAACAUUUUAUCAUCGAUGUAUUGUCAUAGCCGAUAAAAAUAUAGUUAUAGUGCCUUGUUUUCUGAACUGAGAAGUCCAUAUCAAUGCAUGACUAAAAAUGGUAAGAAAAACUGAAAUGUUACAAUCGAGAGAUAUUCUUUGGCCCUCUUUUGAUCAUGAGACUGACUUAAUCACAGUCAUUUAAGUUAAACUAAAAUAAAGAAAAUUGAAAUAAGAUUGUGUUUGUUAAUUUUCAUUAACAUAUUUAUUUCUAUAACACUUAAAAUAGAAUUAUUUAUUGAAGUGUAAUGUAUUUUGAUUGCAAGGCAAUAGAUACAAUAAUUAGAACCAGUAAGCUUCUGCUUUUAUGUUAAUGUUUUAUGCUGACAUCUAGUGGUCUUUGAUAGCCAUGUUCUCAGAGCUGUAUUUUUAUGUAGGCAGAUAAUGUUUUUAAACAUUUAUUUCUUAUUUAAAGUAUGAUUAAUAUAUAUUCUUUCACCAGAAUUAAUUGAUCAAAAUGAAUUUGAUAUCUACAUGUUGGGCCAACUUUAUAAAUCAAAGAAUAAGGCUGCAUGUACUGUUACACUUUUUCAGUAAAUAAGCAGUAUUUAAGGUAUUGCAAUAUGUUUUUUCAGACUGCAUCCUUAUGCUGCUCUACAGCUUUAGUAGGCAUGUUUUUAUUAAGGUGACAACAAUGUAAAAUAGAUUUUGCCCCCAACACAGUAAAGUUUCAUUAAAAUAUUAAAGAUAAACCAGAUUUUUCAAAUUCAGAUGGCAAAUACCCCAAAGUUCAUGGUGUUUUGAGAGGGGGGACUAGUUCAGUACAUCAUAAAAGCUGGUGAUCAUUUCCCAAAAUGUGGAUGUGGAAUUUUGCUUGGAUUUUGAAUUCGUUUAUGUAGGCCUAAACCUAAAAAGCAUGUGCAACUGAUAUCUAAGUAAGUUUCCUGGUUAGGUUUAGAAGUUACAGUAAUGUGUGUGAAUGGGAGAACAUCAUUGUAUGUAUUAAAAUACACUGGCAUAAAUGCUGCAGCAUACAAUACUCCUAGUCCCCUCAAAGAUUCUACAAUAGCUAUUGUACAGAAAUCUCAUACUGUACUGAAUAACAUUAGUACUUUAAAGAAUUGUUUUUUUCAAUCAUGCCUUUCCGUAACUUCAAUUUGAAUCCAUUUUAAAAUUUCUUAUAUAGUAGUAAGAACUAGGGGGAGAUGAUAGAUAACAAAAGCUUGAAAUUUGGAACGUAAUAUUCUCUUCCCCUUGAACAAAGUUGUGAAACUUUUGUUUUGGUUUGAGACAUUAGUUCUCUUUAUAAGGAUGAACUGGAGGAAAAUUAUAGACUUGAUGUGACCACAUCAUAACUAUUUCCAAAUAAAUAUUGUUACUCUACAGAGAUGCGUGACAAGUCAAGGUAGCAGUCUCAGAUCUGUCACCAGAUGGUAACAGAACUGAUGAACCUUUCCUCUCACAUGAGCUAGAUGAGGUAGUUGACUUCCAUAUGCAAAGGCAACUAGUUAAGAUUUCUAAAUAGAUAAACUAGACAUAAAUGUAUUAAAUAUAUCUUGUUAAUAUAUAUAUUUUUUACCAUUUCUCUUGUAAGGCCACAUCUAUCCAUUAUCCAUUUUGUUCCAACAGAUUUCUUUCUCACACUGUAAUCAGCUACUGUUGCUCUAUGCAGGGAGAGGUGAAAUGGCUGAAUAGUCAAGAUUCCAAAAAUAUUGUGUCUCCUUUCAUUCAAAUUUAAUAUUUUAUCAACACAAUAAUACUUUGCACCUUUCCUCUUAGGAUUUCUGACCACUGUGGAAAUGUUGUAGGUGUUCUCUGCAGGUGCAAGGAUUGAAGCAAACAAAGAUGAACUGUUUUGCUCAGUAUUUUGCAAUAAGCACAGGGAUGUAAUUGGGGGAAUGGUGUCUUAGGUGGCCCUAUUCUGCGUCCAGUUCUGUUCAAUAUCUUCAUUAAUGAUUUAGAUAAUACCCAUCUGGGAGAAGGGGUGCAUGUAAUUUAGGGACUAUAAUUGAACAUUCAAAAUGAUCUGAUCAAAUGGCCUGAGGUAACUGUGACAAAAUUCCAUGGGAACAAAUACAAAGUGUUCCACUUGGGAAGGAACAACCAGCUACGUACAUACAAAAUGGAAAAUGACUCCCUAAGGGCAUUUCUUCACUUGUGGUGCCGGAGAUCAAUAUUCUGGCAUUUGAUUUAGUUGGUCUAGUACAGACCCAAAAAAUCAAACUCUGAGGACAGCUCCGGCUGGUGUCUGUCCUCCUCACAGUUGUGAGGGGUAAGGGAAGCUGAUGGGAGGGUUUGUUCCCGUUGGCCUCCCACAGUGGGGAUGGCGCCAAGUUCAGCUUAAGGUGAGCCAACUCCAGCUAUGUAUUCUACGUAGCUGGAGUUGCAUACCUUAAACUGACUUUCAAGGUCUAAUGUACACCUGGCCUAAGGCAGAGUACUGGAGAAAGGGAUCAGAGUGGAGUGGGGGAGGACAUAGAGGAACACAAGCUAAAUAUGAAAACAGAUCUCAUUCUGGGAUAUAUUAGCAGAAGUUUUGUAAGCAAUACACAAGAAGUAUUCCUUCCACUCUACUCCAUGCUGACUAGGCCUCAACUGGAGUAUUUUGUCUAGUGCUGGCUGCCAAGAACUAGACUUUUGCAGAAAAGAUGAGGGCAAACUGGAGAAAGUCCAAAGAGCUGCAACAAAAAUGGUUAAAUGUCUAGACAUAUGACAUAAUAUUGAAAAGAUUGGGUUUGUCUUCUCUUUGCUAGAUUAAACAUAGGGGAUAUGUGGCACUAUGUACCUCAAAGCAACACCCUGUAAUCCCCAUAUUCAUCCCUCUUGUAUAAUUAUGAUAUUGCAUACAAAGCAUGCCAUGUAAGAUAUAUGAAAAGUCAUGAUCUGCUACAACCCAUUGCUCUGUCCAAAUAUGUAUAUCAUUAGUGUGUAUGAAGCUGAGAUUUUCUUGCAUGGUUGUUACUGAAAUAUGUUUGUUUGAAAGACUAUUGCUAGUUCUCUAGUGUUGACAAGUGCGGUGCUCCAUACCCGUUAUGCAGCCAGGGAGUUGUAAACAAGGGAUUUAUAAUUCUGAAAGAGAAGUACACACAAAGGGGAACUGCUCAACCCUGUGACUCAGCAAAGCCCACUGGAAUGUGUCUGGGCUAGUGUUUCCCAGACUGAGGCUAUAAAGUAGGAGACAGUGACAUCAUGCUUUUGCCUUUCUCCUCCCCAACCUAUGCUGGAAACACGAAGAAUGCUGAGAAGACAAAGCCUUCAACUAAAGAGACUGAUUCCAGGCUUAAAAGCAGAAGCCUGGACAUUAGGGACUGAAACAUCUGGUGGAAUAAGAAAAAUGCUUGAUCCAAAUACUGCCUAACAUAAUAAAGUUUAAGAUUUAGACUCUGUGCUUAUCUUUUAAUUCCUUUGGUAACAAUCUUGGACCUUUUUAUGCCUACCACUUAUAAUCACUUAAAAUAUGUAAUAAAUUUGUUUUAUAUGUCACCUAAAACAGUGUGUCUUGGAUGAAGUGGUUGGAAAAAUCUCAGCUCAGUUUACAUGGGCAUGUGUGUGUCCUCACCCCAGGGAGGGGCAGAGUGGGUAAUAAACUUAAACUGCCAGUAGUCAGGCUGCUGAUCAAGACAGGACAGUUCUGGGCUGCAAGGCUGGGGAUGUAUGAGAAAAUUGGUUGGUGCCUUUCUGUAUGAUUCAGGAAGCAUUCAUACAAUCCAGAUGUACGAGGGGCUAUUGUGCUG
Pelodiscus sinensis (Chinese soft-shelled turtle) is the source of this 14722-nucleotide messenger RNA. Lineage: Eukaryota; Metazoa; Chordata; Testudines; Trionychidae. The record is from RefSeq and is a predicted model, not a curated record.